AAGACAGAAGUCAUACUAAAAACUGGAAGUCGUUUUCACACGCACAGACCAAGAUCAGACGUCCUCCGUGACUGGGCUUGCUGGCCUCUGCACCAUGAGAAACAGAUUUCUAAGGUUGCUGCCAGGACUCUCGCUCCUGCUGCUGUUGUCAUUGGGACCUGCAGCCCGGAACCCUGGAGCCUCUGCCCCCACAGUCUGUGCUCGCUGGUGCCCUCGGAACUCCACAUGUGUCAGUGCCACCGCCUGUCGCUGUGAUCCAGGAUUCAGCUCUUUGUCUGGGGAGAUCAUAACCAGCCCCGCAGAGAGCUGCGAUGACAUCAACGAGUGUGGACCACCCUCAGCAGUGUCCUGUGGGAAAUUUGCAGACUGCCAGAACACGGAAGGGAGCUACUACUGCACAUGCAGCCCAGGAUAUGAGCUUGUUUCUGGAGGAAGAAUGUUCAGGAACGAGAGUGAGAACACGUGUCAAGAUGAGGACGAGUGCAGCUCCGGGCGGCAUCAGUGUCACAGCUCCACUGUCUGCGUCAACACCGUGGGCUCCUACAGGUGCCACUGCCUCCCAGGGUGGACGCUGGUUCCUGGGUCCCCCGAUGGCCCCAACAGCACCGUCUGCGAAGAGAUCUUCCCCCCCUGGACUCCACCUCCUGGAAACAAGAGCCAGCAUCUCUCCCGCUUCUUUGAAAGAGUCCAGCAUCUGCGCAGAGACUUCAAGUCAGCUUCGGUCCAGGACACCAUCCAGAACCUCAUGCAGGAGAUGGAUGUUCUGCUGGAGACCCCAGGGGACCUGGAGACCCUGCCCCACUCAGAGCAGCACUGUGUGGCCUCUAACCUGCUCUUUGGCCUGGAGGAUGUCCUGAGAGGGCUGAGCAAGGCCCUGCCCGAUGAGUCAUUUACCUUCAAUUCAUCUGCAGGCACAGAACUGUCCAUGGAGGUGCUGGAGCAAGGAGACAGGAAUGUCAUCUUGAGUCAGAAUCAGGCAAAGAUGCUGCUGAACUGGGAUGUGGUGCAGAAAUCUGGUGACUCAGGUCGUUCUCUGGUGGGCCUUGUCUCCACGCCAGGGAUGGGUAAGUUGCUGGCUGAGGCCCCCCUGGUCCUGGAGCCUGAGAAGCGGGUAGUUGGACAUGAGACACACAAGCAAUUGCUGCAGGUAGUCUCCCCUGUCCUGCUGUCAGAUGUCUUCACUGCCUUUAUGAGCAGCAAGGACACCCAGAACCUUAGCACCCCAGUCACCUUCAUCUUUAACCACGUGAGUCCAGUGAACACUGGACAAAGGCAGAGGGAGUUCUGUGUCUUCUUGGAGCGUAGCCCAAAUGGAUGUGGUCAUUGGGCCACCACAGGCUGCAGGGUGGUGAGCACCAGAGACACCAGCACCACCUGCCAGUGCACCCACCUCAGCAGCUUCGCCGUCCUCAUGGCCCACUAUGACAUGCAGGAGGAGGACCCUGUGCUGGCUGUGAUCUCCUACGUGGGGCUGGGCCUCUCUCUGCUGUGCCUCCUCCUGGCGGCCCUCACCUUCCUGCUGUGCAGAGCCAUCCAGAACACCAGCACCUCGCUCCACCUGCAGCUCUCCCUCUGUCUCCUCCUGGCCCACCUCCUCUUCCUCACGGCCAUCGACCAAACCGAGAUCAAGGUGCUGUGCGCCCUCAUCGCGGGUGCCUUACACUAUCUUUACCUGGCCUCCUUCACCUGGAUGCUGCUGGAGGGCCUGCACCUCUUCCUCACUGCUCACAACCUGACGGUGGUCAACUACUCCAGCGCGAGCAGGUUCAUGAAGAAGCUCAUGUUCCCUGUGGGCUACGGGGUCCCGGCUGUGAUUGUGGCCAUUUCUGCAGCAUCCAGACCUCACCUUUAUGGAACACCCACCCGCUGCUGGCUCCACUCAGAAAAGGGAUUCAUAUGGGGCUUCCUUGGACCAGUCUGUGCCAUCUUCUCUGUCAAUGUAUCUUUCUUUCUGGUGACCCUCUGGAUUUUGAAAAGCAAACUCUCUUCCCUCAACAGUGAUGUGUCCACCCUCCAGAACAAAAGGAUGCUGACAUUUAAAGCCACAACUCAGCUCUUCAUCUUGGGCUGCACGUGGUGUCUGGGAAUCCUGCAGGUGGGUCCAGCUGCCCACGUCAUGGCCUACCUCUUCACCAUCAUCAACAGCCUGCAGGGCAUCUUCAUCUUCCUGGUGUACUGCCUCCUCAGCCAGCAGGUUCGGGAGCAAUAUGGGAAAUGGUUUAAAAGGGUCAGAAAAAUCAAAGGCGAGUCUGAGACGUACACGCUCUCCAGCAGGGCCAUGUCUGAUGCCUCCAAACCCAACAUGGUAAGAUCAUGAAGUGCUCCCAGAAUACUCCACUGACUGAUCUGCUUGAGUAGCACGUGCCUCCCACACUGGGCAACCUGUGUAUGCAGCAGGGGAUGCCCUGGGUUUGCCCACACUUGGUUUACUGCUGGACUCGUUAACCAUUAGCAAUUGGCUCAGUUUAAAAUCUUAUUUAAAAAAACAUAU
Ceratotherium simum simum (southern white rhinoceros) is the source of this 2491-nucleotide messenger RNA. The record is from RefSeq and is a predicted model, not a curated record. NCBI's taxonomy places the organism in Eukaryota, Metazoa, Chordata, Mammalia, Perissodactyla, Rhinocerotidae.